GAAAAAUUGAGCGUGUCUACGCUUGCUAGCGGUGCGUGAAAAUUGUUUAAAACUAACAAAUAUGUAGUGAAAAUAUUAAAAAUAAUCAACGCACUACUUAGCUGGGCUACUGCGCGUUGAAUAAGCAAAAGAAAAAAAAUGUGACGCGUAUUAUGCGUACAACUUUCCACCAAAGAAAAAGAAAAUUAUAUCCUUGCCCACGCAGGAUAGCCGUGCAAAGCAAACACGAAAAUAAUACCAAGCCGAAUGCUAUUUGCCGCAAUCAUAACAGUGAAAUACAAAUUGAAAAUAAAGCGGUGUAUGAAAUGCAUUUUUGAUUAAAAUAAGUGAAAUGUGCAGCAUGCAACAACGCGUUGUAAAGUAAAAGGCGAAGCAGAGAAGAACAAACAAAACCAACAAACACAACACAAGCCAACAAACGCAACGAGAGUGAGCGAGUCAGCGAAGGAGGGCGACAGUCAGUAAGAAAGAGACAGUAAACACUCUGCACUGCCGUCGUCAACGUUAGCGUCGCAGUCGCAGUCGCAGUCGCUGUUGGAGUCGGCGUCGGAGUCGGAGUCGCGUCUGCCGCUCAAAACAAAUUAUCGUUUAAUUUCUUUCGUUUUUGCACAAACCGAAACCGGGUGACUUUUGUGCCUUCUGCAUCCACAGCCACAGCCACAGCCACCGACAUCACCAACCACCCGCGCGUGUCUUUUAUCAGCCAUUGAUAACUGACUAACUGGCAGCAAAGCAGAGGUCGCCGCUCUGUGUCAUGUUUGGCUAAAGUUAUGCGUAUAUUGCAAAGGGCAUUCUCACUGCUCACUCAUUUCUUAGUCUAAAUGAAAAUUAAAUAAUUUUCGUGUGUGUGAACAUAUUUAGACAGCAGACUUUGCCCAAACUUAACGCAAGGAUAAAGCCACCGUGUAAAUACUCGAAAGCUGCUGCUAGUCGGAGAGUAGACAACUGCAACAACAAUGUCUAAGCACACAGACAACGAUAAUCUGCGCAAUGACAUCUACGAGAAUCUGCCCUGUCAGGCCAUGUAUAAUGAAUCCGUGCGCAAAAUGCAGCACCAGCAACAACAGCAGCAGCAACAUCAUCAGAAGUCCUCACAGGCUGGCGGGCAGCCGUUGCUGAACCACAUCGGCAAUAGUAAUCCGAAUGCCAACUCCAAUUCGUUGGGCAACUGCAAUUCGGGGCCGGGGAACAACAAGCAGCAUCACGCUGGCAACAUGCCCAAGGAGAUGCUCUAUGCGACGCCGCUGCGUAAGUCGGAUCGUUACAAGAGCAGCGAACGGAGUCGACAUGGUGUGGCCAUGGAGGCAGCAUCGACUGACGCCAAACUGUCCAAUUUGCGGGACUCGAAUCGAUUGGCCAGUGCGCGCAAUGGCAAUCCCGUCCAGGUCACUGACUUGGAUGCCAAUGAUGAGGAGGAGCAGGUGGAACGCGAAACGGAUGCCAACGCUUCCACUAGUGCCUUGGUCGGCGGCUCCAAAUACAGCAAUCAGCCGGCUUCGCUGGGCGCCGGCAGCACGCCCAAUCAGCAGCUGGAGGAUCGACGCAUACUCAACUUUCUGAAAGACACCACGCAGGCGCACAAGAAGUUGGAGAUUAGCGGCCGAGAUUGUCCCAAUGCCAGCUUCUCGAAUUUGGCUCGUGAAGAGCACUUUGCCAAUCUGGUGCAGCAGAACUUUGCACUCGAGCUGGCACCCACUAAUGGCGCUACAGGCAGCUCCGCGCCCGAGGAGGAUGGCUUAGAGCUGGACAAGCAGCAGAAGCAGCCAACGCAUGAAACAGCCGCCAAUUUGGAGUCGCUGAUGCAACGAAAACACUCGCCGGACAAGGAAGUCAAUGGGCUAGCUCCAUUGGAGCCCAGUAAUCAUCGCAUCGUAAGCACAGUCUAUAUACAUCGAGAGUGGGUGCUAAAGAAGAUUGCGCUGUGUCUGGAACAGCGGACGGCUGGCAAGAAGCCCAUGCCGGUUGCCCUAGGCGCAGCUAGCGCUAGUUAUGUGUCAGCGCGUGCCAAGGCGGCUGCCAUAUCGAGCUCCAGCUACAAUGGCUGCCUGGUGCUGGGCUCCAAUGGCUCCGGAAAGACCUCUAUUUGUCAGGCUAUCAUGAAGGGCAACUCAGGCACCAAGGGCAUACUCAAUCGCAAGCUGCUGGCAUGCUAUUUGAUCGAGUCGCAGAAUCCCGAGUGCCAUAGCCUUUCGCUGUUCAUGCGAAAGAUUGUGCUGCAGCUGCUCAGCCAUGCUUCGCUCAUAACCCGAGAUGAUAGCCAGAAGAUUAUAGAUGAGGGCUUUUCCUUUCUGCGCGAGGAAGCGCAGCAGCAGGAAUCCAAGCUGGAUGAGGCAAUGAAUAAUAUAACACUCAGCGAGAAUGCCGAAGAGCUGCUCAUCGAGGAGCUCAAGCGCGGAGCCAGCGAGUGCGAUACCAAGGAGCUGGAUAUGUUUGAAAAACGGCGCACUUCAACUACACAGAAGCCGAGCAAAUCGAGCCUAACGCGGCAACAAUCGGAACCGGCGCCAGCUCAAAAGCAGCUCUCGCCGGAUCUGGCAGAUCUGGUCGAGAGGCCCGGUAACAACAACUAUGGCACACAUCCUCCGAAGCGUGGUGGAAACACAGUCGUUCAGGAACGGGGCGAACAGGACAAGGACACGGGCAGCGAAAAAGAACAAAAGCAAAUACUGGAACAGAAAGAAAAGGAGAAGGAAAAGGAUACUGCUAAAAGCAGUCCUGUCAAGUCCAAGUCGAAGAUACCAGUGAAGCGUGGUCGUACCGGCAGCGGCGUCUCAUCGCCGGCAAAGCAGGUGACCGCCACAGCUACCAAUAGCAACGGCCAAGCAAUACAGCAGGGCGGCGGUGAGGAUAUAGCCGACUUAGUCAGCGAGCAGCUGAAGAGUGAGAUCGAGGCGGCCAUCAAGGAUGAGAAACAGGAGAAGCACAACGAAGACAAGCCGGAGGCGGACAAGAAAUCAACAAUACAGGAGCCACAGGAAGAGCAGACUCAACCGCAAGCAACAAAUGUGGAGCCGGAAAAGGCAGAGGAAGAGCCGCUCAUCGACUUUGGUGCCAGUGCGGAGCGUGUGGAAUUGCCCAAGGAGAUGACACCUACAGCCGUAAAUAUACCACCCAUUCCUGGCGAGAAACCAAAGAUAAAGAACAGCACCAACACAUUGCCACCACCGCUGCCCAAGACCAAGAGCUGUCGGACGAUCAUUGCCGAUGGCUACUACGAGCUGCUGAUGUCAAAUCCAGAAAUGCUGGAGUGCCUCAGCGUGGACAGCAUUGAGAAAAAUCCCGAUGAAUGCUUUAAGAAGGCGCUACUCUUUCCACUGCUCGAGCUGACGCCACCAAAGACCGCAUUACUGCUGCUCAUAGAUUCCAUCGAUGAGAACUACAUCAAUGAGGGGAAUCUUAUAUCCACGCUGAAGGGUGGCCGUGGCACUGUGACCACUCACAAGAGUCGCAACGUGGCCGAGCUGCUCUCGAACCACAUACAUCUCUUCCCCAAGUGGUUGUUCCUGGUGUGCACCACCAAGAAGCAGACGAAGCAAAUAACCAAAAUGUUUACUGGCUUCAAGAAGAUAACACUAGAUGAUCUGCGCAAAUCACAUGUCGUUAAGGAUGUCCAGGAGUAUAUUAUAAAUCGUUUGAAUUCCGAUUUUAAAGACAGCAUUAUGCUAACUAAGGAGAUCAUCGAAUCGCUGCAUCAGCUCUAUAUCAAAUCGAAUGGCUGCAUAUUAUACCUGGAAAAGGUGCUGCAUGGCAUCAAGGACAACUUCUUCAGCUUUCGCGAGAUCAAGCUUAUACCCUGCACCCUGAACGGCCUUUACUUGUACAUCUGCCAGAAGUCCUUCAAUAAGAAGCAGUACAUGAAGAUACGGCCGCUACUUAAUGUGCUUCUCGCCUCCUCCGGCUAUGUGGACAAGCUCUUCCUCUUCAAUUGUUUGCGCACCCACAACUAUACCAUCGAUGGCCACGAGUUCGAGAAGCGUCUGCAGCUCAUGCGCAAUAUUUUGGCGUAUGAUGCCAAUGCGCAACGCUUAAAGAUUUUCCACAGCUCCUUCGCAGAUUGGCUGGUGGAUGUGAAGUUCGCAACCAAAAAGUUUAUCUGCGAUGUGAACGAGGGCCACGUUAUGAUCUCCAUGUACUACCUUCUAGUGGCGGAUACACUAUGCGCUAAUACGGUUCGAUGCUUCGCCUAUCAUCUCAUCAAGUCCGGCGAGUAUCUGACCAGCCGGCAUGUCGAUCUGGAUCUCAUCUUGAUGCUACUUGAGUCACGCUUGAACCUGAGCGAUUGCUUCUACACAAAUCAUUUGAACUGCUGCGCUCAGUGCGAGCACGACUUUAAGAACGAUGUCAACUUUUUACCCAAGACGCGAUCUAUGCUGGACCGUUUUCUCACCAACGAGCUGAGCGAACCGUUUGCCCAAUUCCUAUGCGAUUUUUUCAAGCCGAGCCUUCCUACGGAUGCCAAGAUGCUGAAGCUGCUCAUCGAGACGGGCAUCAACAAUGCCGACACCCAAAACUCCUCCGAGUCAUCAUUAAUGUCGCCGGAACUGUCAGAGAAAUCACAAAAUAUUGACUUUGAGCUGGCAGAUCUGCUGUUGUCCAGCGAGAAGAGUUGCCUACUGGAGACGCAGCGCACGAUGAGUCCCUCGGAGCAGAGUGAACCGCCGCAUGAGAGCCAAGAUGAGAACGCCUCAAGCACGUUGCAUCAGCUGUCCGAUUCGCAUCACAUUGAGCUGCAUAAGGGCAAGGCGUUGAUCCAUAUCCUCGCCAACGAUGGCAAUCAUCAUCUGCUGGAACGAGCUCUCAAUGCCUGCAAGAGUCCCAUUGACUUGGAGAUUGAGGACUAUAACGGGCAGACAGCUCUCAAUAUAGCCUCGAGGAAUGGCCAUCUGGAGGUAGUCAAGCUGCUGCUUAGCUUCUCGCAACCUUGUAACGAUGGUACUGGACGCAUGAAGCGUGUGGAUGUCAACCAUGCGGAUCGCGAUGGCUGGACACCAUUGCGCUCCGCCUCGUGGGGUGGACACAGCGAGGUGGUCAGGCUGCUCAUAGCGCAACCCGCCUGCAAGAUCGAUCUGGCCGAUAAGGAAGGACGCACUGCACUGCGCGCUGCAGCCUGGAGCGGGCACGAGGACAUCUUGAAACUGUUGAUUGAGUCGGGCGCCGAUGUCAAUUCUGUGGAUCGCCAGGGACGCACAUCGCUAAUUGCUGCCUCAUACAUGGGCCACUAUGACAUUGUAGAGAUUCUACUGGAGAAUGGCGCCAAUGUCAAUCAUCUUGAUCUAGAUGGACGCAGUGCACUGUGUGUAGCUGCCCUGUGCGGCUCCUCGGGCUACAGCAAAGUCAUCUCCACGCUGCUGGAUCAUGGCGCUAACACUGAUCAGCUGGACAACGAUGGCAUGUCGCCACUGCUGGUCAGUUCGUUUGAGGGCAACGCCGAGGUGUGUGAACUAUUGCUAGAGAAUGCUGCCGACCCUGAUCUGGCUGACUUCAUGGGCCGUACACCUCUGUGGGCCGCCUGCACGGCGGGUCAUGCAACUGUCGUGAGACUGCUGCUUUUCUGGGGCUGCGGCAUAGAUUGCAUGGACUCAGAGGGACGCACGGUGUUAAGCAUUGGGGCUGCCCAGGGCAAUGUGGAAACGGUGCGCCAACUGCUGGACCGUGGACUAGACGAGACGCAUCGCGACAAUGCUGGCUGGACUCCAUUGCAUUAUGCUGCCUUUGAAGGUUUUCACGAGGUGUGUCUGCAGCUGCUGGACUCGGGUGCCAAGAUUGAUGAGUGCGACAAUGAAGGCAAGACGGCACUGCACCUGGCCGCACAAGAGGGACGUCUUCGCUGCGUGCAGACCCUGCUGGACAUACAUUCCAGUUUUGUGGAUCAGAAAGCCCAUGAUGGCAAGACCGCUUUCCGCCUGGCCUGCCUGGAGGGCCACAUGGAUACGGUGGAGUUUCUGUUGAAGUUUUGCUGCGAUGUCAACUCCAAAGAUGCCGAUUCGCGCACCACUCUUUAUAUUUUGGCAUUGGAGAACAAGCUCGAUACUGUCAAAUACCUGCUGGACAUGACCAAUGUGGAUGUUAACAUACCCGACAGCGAGGGACGUACUGCGCUGCAUGUGGCCGCCUGGCAGGGCCAUGCUGACAUGGUGAAAACUCUGAUCGAGGCGGGCGCCGAUGUCAACUCAAUGGACCUGGAAGCGCGAACUCCGCUCCACUCGUGCGCCUGGCAGGGCAAUCAUGAUGUUAUGAAUAUACUGCUGUACUAUGGUGCCCUGGCGGAUCAUGCCUGCAAGCAGGGUGCCACAGCGCUGGGUAUUUCCGCUCAGGAGGGUCAUGAGAAGUGUGUCAUUGCGUUGUUGCAGUAUGGAGCUAAUCCCUACAAGUCGGAUCACUGUGGGCGCACACCCAUUAAGCUGGCGGCCAAGUCUAGUCGCAGCAGCAUCCUCAAGAUCUUUGAAAGCUAUACCAAAAAUGAAGCUAGUAAUCCCAAUGAAGCAAAAUUCCAUGCCAGCAUGCUGCGCUCUCCGGACCAGCCGCCGGCACUGCCCUUGCACCAAAACCUAGCUCCGUAUCCAGCACAUGCCUCCGCUUCCUCGGUUUGCUCGGCAGCAACCACUGCAACGGUGCACAAUGGCAGCAAUUUGCAGGCUCUGAAUGCCUCCAGUUCCACGCACAGCUCGAACAACUUUUAUCAGAACACAAUGCAAUCAGAUACGAGCAGCUUGCACAAGCGCAAGAGCGUCAUCUCUAGUCAAUCAACGGGCAGCAGCAACGAUCAGGCGCCGCUCACCUUUACUCAGCAAUUGCAGCGACAAAGCAAGCUUAGCUCACGCAACAAUCUGAUGGUCAACUCAAAGCACGCUUCAAGCUCUGCCGCAGCGGCUCACAAAUCUAGCAUCAACGGUGGUGCAGGCGCUCAUCAGCGCCACUCCCAAGUGCUGCCCGAUCUCAGCGAGCAUCAGCUGGCAAGCAACAUGACAAACGAGGCAGACCUGUAUGACAUGGAAUGCAUGUCACCUUUGUAUGCCACGCCUCCACACUCGCCCAGUAGCGAGCUGAGCUCACCAGGCCAGCUGCCAGCAUUAAACGCCUUUGUGGAUGAUGAUCGUGCUGGACCCAGUGGUGGCAGCUCAAAGCCCGGAUUGCCCGAUAAUCAUUUUGCCCGGGAUACCCAUAUGCGUAUCAUUUUAGGCAACCUCAAGGAGAAUCAGCCUAGCUCAUCGAGCAAGAGCAAACGCAGCGGCGUCUCAAGUAAUCCAGCAAUGCGGCUUAUUCGCAGUCGCUUCGAUUCGGCAGCACAACUCAUCAGGCGCACCAACAACAUGCUCUCCUCCAACAGUAACCAGGGUUCGUCCAGCAUUGGUGUCAAGUCGGGAACCUUUCAAUGGCGCAAGGAGAGUCAAAUGUAAACCCAGAUGCACCGACACAGACAUACACUCAAUUAGACAGUAGCUCGUUCUUGACUUUAUUGAGUUUAUACUUUAUAUGAAGAAGUAUUUGUUUUUUUGUGAUAGUUUCAAUUUUAGUAUACACACGUAUUAUGUAUUCUUAUUUCGAUAAUUAAAAAUACAUCUAGACCUAUUGCAAAAUUGUAGUUUAAGGCACGCGCAAAG
Molecule: messenger RNA, 7601 nt
Organism: Drosophila hydei
Lineage: Eukaryota; Metazoa; Arthropoda; Insecta; Diptera; Drosophilidae
Product: ankyrin repeat domain-containing protein 50
Exons: 7
Coding region: 957-7397 (2146 amino acids)
Molecular function (GO): protein binding
Source: RefSeq, a predicted model, not a curated record